AUGUCCAAGUUGCUAUCUGCCCUCACUAACCCUGAUGAACUACCAGAGAUAUUGACUAUACACCCACUGACUUUUGCGUGGGAUGCAUACAAUGGCCACUGCCAUGAAGCCCAUCCCUGGCAUGCUCAAUGGACACUGUUUGCUCCAAUGCAGCUCGCCCUGGUCAUUCUCACCCGCUUACACCCACAAGAUAUUGUGACUUGUGAUUCAGAGACCGAAGGCCUCCAGAAAUGCCCAGGGUGCAGGAAGGUUUUCCUGUCCCAAAAGCGCUUGAGUGGUCACGAGGCCCAGUGUGAAGCCGACAAACUUCUAGAUGCUGAUGUCUACAAGAGUCAGUGUCACCUCGAGAAGGGGCAUAAGAAGCAUAGGAAGAUGAGAGCUCGAGAUGAGACCAGGUCUCCAGAACACAGGCAAAGGAACACCUCACCUGAAGCUGACAUGCAGAUGGACCUGGGUGAUGACCAUGUCAAUACUGAGUACGGUGAUAUUGCUGGACCCUUGGGAUAUAUUCCAGAACUGGAACCUCCAGUGCCUACCCCAGACACACCUGCUGUUGUCUCUGCCCAUUCUGGACAGCAAAUACGGAUGCCUGCGCGGUAUAUUGACUAUAUUCCAGGCUCAUCAACUCAUCUCACUCACAUGCCCCCGAUGAAUCAUCAGGAGCAUGGAUGA
This is a messenger RNA of Suillus fuscotomentosus, 672 nucleotides long. RefSeq lists its product as uncharacterized. The transcript is spliced from 7 exons. The record is from RefSeq and is a predicted model, not a curated record. Lineage: Eukaryota; Fungi; Basidiomycota; Agaricomycetes; Boletales; Suillaceae. Bases 1 to 672 code for a protein of 223 amino acids.